This is a messenger RNA of Striga hermonthica, 1566 nucleotides long. NCBI's taxonomy places the organism in Eukaryota, Viridiplantae, Streptophyta, Magnoliopsida, Lamiales, Orobanchaceae. The record is from the annotation of a GenBank genome assembly.
AUGUCUGCUGCCACCACUUUCGUUCCGCCGCCAAGCUGGCAAAACGGCCGCCCGCCGGUUGUGUUCAAUAUCGAAAGCAACUGGGAACGUAUAUUCGCCUCCUUUACUUUGGAUCAUCAGGUUCAGGAGAAAUAUGCGGAAGCCAUUUUGGAACUCAAAGAAGAAGCAAGGAGCAUGUUAACAAUUGCUAAGGGGAAAACAAUCAGUGAGAGGAUAGUACUAAUCGACACACUCGAGCGUUUGGGGGUUGGAUAUCACUUUGAUCAAGAGAUUGAGGAUCAACUCGAAGAUAUAUUGACCAAGUUUGAGUCGGGAGACGAAUUCGGCUACGAUUUGUUCACUACUUCACUUGGAUUCCGUAUACUGAGGCAGCAUCACCAUUAUGUCUCUUGUAGUGUUUUUGACAAGUUCAUUGGCCAAGACAAAAGAUUCAAAGAAACCUUGACAGAUGACGCUAAGGGACUGCUUAGCUUGUAUGAAGCAGCUCACUUGAGAAUUGACGGGGAACAAAUCUUGGAAGAGGCUGUGACUUUUACAGUCCAUCAUCUGAAGCGUAUGGUACAACAAUUAGAAUCACCACUACAAGACCUUGUGAAGCGAGCUCUGGAGCACGCCCUCCAUUGGGGCCUUCCAAGAAUGGAAACUCGUCAUUAUAUUUCCUCUUAUGAGAAAGACGACUCGAGGAACAAACAACUUCUUAAACUAGCCAAGUUGGAUUUUAAUUACGUGCAGAAUAUAUACAAGAACGAGUUACACGAACUCACAAGGUGGUGGAAUGAACUAAACCCUCACCUCCCGUACGUGAGAUAUAGAGUUGUUGCGUGCUAUCUAUGGGCGCUCACAUUCAAGUUUGAGCCGCGAUAUUCCUAUUUACUCAGGUGGAAUAUUGGUGAAACUGAUCAUCUUCCGGAUUAUAUGAAACCCAUUUACAAGUGUGUUUUGAAGAUGUAUGACGAAUACGAACAUGAAGCUGUCGAACGAGGGAAACCAUUUGCAAUUCCUUAUGCCAAACAAGCUAUGAAAGAUGUAUGUAGUGCCUACAAUAAAGGGCUCAAGUACACUAUGGGAGCACCACUGCCUUCAUUCGAAGACUACAUUCAGAUGACGAUUAUCACAAGUUGCAUCUAUGUGGCUUGCUCUGCUACGUUCCCGGGCUUGAAAUCUGUAUGUGACGAAACCAUAGAUUGGUUUAAGAGUGAGCCCAAAAUCAUUAGACAUGCGACUGAGGUGUGCCGGUACUUGGAUGAUGUGGGCAGCUAUGAUCGCGAGAGGCACGAGGGAGCACUCUUGACAGGUUUGGAUUUCUACAUGAAAUAUCAUGGUGGGACAGUGCAAGAGACUAUAGAUAAGUUUAUCCACCUAGCUGAGGAUGCUUGGAUAAAUUUUAACACCGAAUGGAUUAUGAACAUUAAAAGCAGUGGUGUCCCCAAGGAUGUAGCAGAGGAGAUUCUUGGCUACGCUCGAGUAGCCUACACUUCUUACAAGAAUGGACGGGACGGAUUUGCGAAAUUUCAUGUUAUGGCACCCGAAGUCGAAGGCCUCUUUCUAGAACCCAUUAUCAUCUAA